AUGUCAAUUGCUGUCAACCGCUGGCGUCAGCAAGAAGAAGAUUGUCUUCAUGGUGACAGUGAUGAUGAUUAUGACGAUGGUGGGACUGAUUUUACUGAUCUUACUGAUGGUACUGAUGAGGAGGACAAUGGACAACCACAACAUCAUCAUCAACAACAACAACAUCAACAAAAUGGAAAGAGUCGAAUCUCCGCCGUUUGGACGCAGCAACAAUCGAGCUGUCAGAUUAAAAUUGCCUCCUCACCGACAUCACUGCAUCCAUCGCCCCCAACAAACACUCGUCCCACCUCGUCAAAAAUGGCCUCAACCAAUUCGGGAAGAAGAGACGGAAAUCCCUCGACGUCGUCGUCUUCGUUCACCUUUCAUGUCGCCCGGCUCUUCAAAAACAAGCUCUUUGCACUCUUCGCUACGACGCUGCUAGUGCUGAUCACCUCGGCGAUUCUUCUCUUCAUUAUCGUCACCUACUAUCAGCUAAGUGGUGGUGGUGGUGGUGGUGAAAGUGGAGGAGGAGAAGAUUUAGAUUCUGUUUCGACGGACAGAAUGGAACGAGCUGUUCUAAAUUCGCAAAUUCACCUCUCCUUUGGCUCCAACAUCUACGAGUACGUGGUCACCUGGCUGACCUUCAACCAGACGGCCGGUCCGGCCACCGUCUGGUACGGCGUGGACCGCCUGGAACAAUCGGUCAGCGGGUACAGCACCUCCUUCAAGGACCUGGGCCCGCUCAAGUCAGUCCGCUUCGUGCAUCGAGUGCGGCUGACCGGCCUCAAACCGAACCGGAAGUACUACUACCGCGUCGGCUCCACCGAGAGCUGGAGCCCGGUGCUGCAGUUCAAGACGCUGCCGGAAAGGGAGAUGUGGAUGCCGACGCUGCUCAUCUUUGGCGACCUGGGCAACGGCAACGACCGCACGGUUGCGAUGCUCCAGGACGAGAUUCAGUCGGAGCGGUCCGACUUUGCCAUCCACCUCGGGGACUUUGCCUACAACCUCGAGCACUCCGACGGCAAGGUCGGUGACGCCUUCUUCCGCGACAUCGAGGGGCUGGCCAGCUACCGCCCCUACCAGGUGAUGCCGGGCAACCACGAGGACCUGGACAAUUACACCGCCUACAACUCCCGCUUCAGCAUGUUCAGCGAGGGCAGCGACACCGGCAAGGACCUGGCCACUGCCAUGAACAACUUCUGGUGGAGCUACAACUUUGGCCGCGCCCACCUCGUCUUCUUCACCAACGAGUUCUACUACACGCAGCAGUAUGGGACGGGGGUCAUUCACGCCCAGCUGCAGUGGCUCGAGGAGGACCUGAAGAGGGCGAAUGAGAAUCGGCGGAGCGUCCCGUGGAUCAUCACCCUCGGCCACCGGCCGCUCUACGAUAACUGGUACGUCAAUAAUCGGAUUCGAGUCGGCACCCCGGAGCUGCCCGGCUUUGAGCAGCUCUUCUGGAAGUACGGCGUCGACGUGCAGUUCUACGCCCACGAUCAUAUCUUUGAGCGGAUGUGGCCGGUGUACAAUCGCCGGGUGUACAAUGGCACGGAGAAGGCGGACGACCCGUACUACAAUCCAAAGGCGCCGGUGCACAUUACCAGCGGCUCGGCGGGCUGCGUCCUCGAGCCGGAGGCGCUGAAUCCAAUCGUGGCGGAGUACAGCGCCUUCCGCUCCACCGACUACACCUACAGUCGGCUGACGGUGGAGAGCGAUCGGGUGCUGCGCUUUGUCACCAUCUCGCAGAACCACAAUCGAACGCUGGAUGAGAUUCGCAUCACCAAGGACAAUCACGGGCCGUAUCGCGGUCCUUGA
Molecule: messenger RNA, 1791 nt
Organism: Rhagoletis zephyria (snowberry fruit fly)
Lineage: Eukaryota; Metazoa; Arthropoda; Insecta; Diptera; Tephritidae
Source: RefSeq, a predicted model, not a curated record